Messenger RNA from Phycodurus eques (leafy seadragon), 970 nucleotides. RefSeq names its product tetraspanin 12 (gene tspan12). Gene Ontology annotation, cellular component: membrane. The transcript has 7 exons. The coding region runs from base 1 to 837 and encodes 278 amino acids. Lineage: Eukaryota; Metazoa; Chordata; Actinopteri; Syngnathiformes; Syngnathidae. The record is from RefSeq and is a predicted model, not a curated record.
AUGGCGAGACAGGACGCCGUGAGAUGCGUGCGCCUUUUCCUCUGCGCGCUCAACGUGCUCUUCUGGCUGAUGUCGGCGUGCAUUCUGGGAGCGGCGGCGUGGAUCCGAGAUUCACUGAACGCCGUCCUGACUCUGACCGCUCACACCAGGCUGGAGGAGGCUGCCGUGCUGACCUUUGCCCCCGUGGUUCAUCCCGUCCUGGUGGUGGUGUGUUGCUUCCUGCUGAUGGUGGCCAUGUUGGGCGUGUGCGGCACGCUGCGCUGUGACCUGGUGAUGUUGUCCUGGUACUUCGGAAGUCUGCUGGUCAUCUUGUGUGUGGAGUUGGCUAGCGCUCUAUGGACCUAUGAGCAGCCCCAUGUGCAGCGCUCUGACAUGAUCAGUCUAAAGUUUCGGAUGUCAAACUUCGGCCUUCGCCAGCAUCAGUGGCUCACACACACCUGGAACACCUUUCAGACAGAGUUUGAGUGCUGCGGGGUGAUCUACUUCACGGAUUGGCUGGAGAUGACAGAGAGGGAGUGGCCACCUGACUCAUGCUGCUCCUAUCAGUAUCCAGGAUGUGCUCGCCGCGCCCACCAGCACGACCUCAGUGAUCUACAUCAAGAGGGCUGCGGUCCAAAGCUGCUGUCUUUCAUCCGCUCCAGCGCGCUGCUGCAGCUGCUGCGCUUCCUGGGCGUGGCCAUGGGCGUGGCCCAGAUCCUGGCCAUGGCUCUGACCCUCAUGCUGCUCUGGACGCUUCACUACGGGCGCAAGUGGCCCAAAGAACAACAAUGCUUGCCGGCGCCACCUGGAGCAGGCCCGCCCGCUGAACAUCACUUACACAUGGAGCCUGUUUCGUAGCAUUAUAUCACAUUACAUAUGGAGACAUACAACUACAACUGCAGAAAUAUUGGCAUGUAAAUAGAGAAUGGAAAUGUGUUGUGGAUGUGCGUGUUUUUGUGUAUUUUUAGUAUGCAUAUCUGUGUAUGGUUUG